Saitoella complicata NRRL Y-17804 is the source of this 389-nucleotide messenger RNA. Its product is annotated as microsomal signal peptidase 12kDa subunit. The transcript is spliced from 2 exons. The record is from RefSeq and is a predicted model, not a curated record. Gene Ontology annotation, cellular component: endoplasmic reticulum membrane; signal peptidase complex. NCBI's taxonomy places the organism in Eukaryota, Fungi, Ascomycota, Saitoellomycetes, Saitoellales, Saitoellaceae. Gene Ontology annotation, biological process: protein targeting to ER. Bases 28 to 348 code for a protein of 106 amino acids.
GCCUGAACGUCGUGCACCACAAGAUCAAUGGCAUCCAUCGUAGACACGCUGGUACGGGGGAGCAUCGACUUCCACGGCCAACGCCUCGCGGACACACUCACCCAAUCAAUCCUAAUCAUCUCCGCCAUCGUCGGCUUCAUCGUCGGACUGGCCCUCCAAGACAUCAGGUACACCGUCUUCUCUACACUCGUCGGAGCCGGAAUCACGGUUCUCAUCGUCGUGCCGCCAUGGCCCUUCUAUAACGCGCACCCGGUGAAGUUCCAGGCGUCACAGAAGAAGGCAGCGGCAUUGACAGUUGAGGAGAAGAAGGAGGAGCAGAAGGGCGCCAAGAUUGUUUACAAAUCAUGAGAACGACACUUCUGACAGUAUGAAUGCAGAGGAGGUCCGCG